UGUUGUUUGAAGGCGGCCGGCGUCACUCAGCGCUUACAGUAGCGCUCGCUAAAGACGCCGGGCGCUAAUAGAAGCAGGCGAUAUUUCCUUUACGAGCUGUUCGCAGGACAAACACUGGGCUCCUUCAUUAGGCCGAGGCGAUCUGGGAAGAGACGGCGGGGGGAGGAUGCUAAAUUCUGCUCUAAUGUUGACGUCUGCAUUUCAUCAACACCCUUUUUUCUUUCGCCCCGUCUGUGCGUCGCCUAAUAGCCCAUGAGAUGAAGACUUUGUGCUGGCUUUGCACGUGACGGCCUGCCAGCUCGCUCAACCAACACUUCUCUCUCUCUCUCUCUCUCUCUGAAGCGAUUAAACAUGGCCGGGCCACAUGCUAACGGAUGUUUGGCCAGAAACGAGAGGAUCGCUACUGUAUCUGGCUUUCCACCAGCUCGUCGGAUCGCCUGCCAGACUUGUGAGGGCAGAGUUAGACCCACUUGCUGGAAUAAUAUUGAUUUAGUUGGAGGAACUACCUGAGAAUGUGGACGAGUGCGCAGAGGCCCUGGACAGCUGCAGUAUGGAUGCCAUCUGUCAGAACACCCUCAAGUCAUACAAAUGCAUUUGCAAAUCAGGAUACAAAGGCGACGGGAAGCACUGUGAAGAUAUCGAUGAGUGUGCCAGUGAGUAUAACGGAGGAUGCGUUCACGAGUGCAUCAACAUCCCCGGAAACUACCGGUGCACGUGCUACGACGGCUUUCGCUUGGCCCACGACGGACACAACUGCCUGGAUGUUGACGAGUGCGCGGAAGGAAACGGCGGAUGCCAGCAGGUCUGUGUGAACAUGAUGGGGAGUUACGAGUGCCGGUGCCGCGACGGGUUUCUGCUGUCCGACAACCAGCACACCUGCAUCCAGAGACCCAAAGUGCGUUUUAAUGGAACUAAAGACGUGCCCACCUGCAUGGAUAAAAAUCACGGCUGUGCCCACAUUUGCAGAGAGACACCCAAAGGAGGCAUCGCCUGUGAGUGCAGACCUGGAUUUCAGCUCACCAAGAACAACAGAGACUGUAAACUGACGUGUAACUAUGGUAACGGCGGCUGUCAGCACAUCUGUGAGGAGAUGGACCACGGGCCCCGGUGUUCGUGUCACAUGAAGUUUGCGCUUCACUCCGAUGGGAAGACCUGUGUAGAGGAAAGAAGUACCCCUCAUCAGCCACUGCAGCCAGAGCUGUUACCCAAUGAGACGUGUGCGGUUAAUAACGGAGGCUGUGACAGCACGUGUCAUGAUGCCGUGACUGGAGUUCGCUGCAGCUGCCCGGUGGGCUUCACCUUACAGCCGGACCGCAAGACCUGCAAAGACAUUGACGAAUGCCGUAUGAACAACGGUGGCUGUGACCAUGUGUGCAGAAACACGGUGGGCAGCUUCGAAUGCAGCUGUAAGAAAGGAUACAAACUUCUGACCAAUGAGAGGACGUGCCAAGAUAUAGAUGAGUGUUCAUUCGACCGGGCGUGUGACCACACUUGUGUGAACUCACCUGGAAGCUUCCAGUGCUACUGCCACAAAGGUUACGUCAUCUACGGCGUGGCUCACUGCGGAGAUAUUGAUGAGUGCAGCAUUAAUCGGGGUGGCUGUAAAUUCGGAUGCGUGAACACUCUGGGCAGUUACGAGUGUACCUGCCCUCCUGGUUACAAACUGCACUGGAACAGGAAGGACUGCAUCGAGAUCGUGAAAUGUACAUCCAAUCUGGUGGCCCCCAAAGCCACUCUUACUUGCAGUAAGAUGGGGAAAAAAGAAAGCUGCUCUCUCACGUGUGCAUCCAAAGCACAUUACCUAUCAGAGUCAGACAACAGCUAUUCUGUUAGCUGUGGAAUACCCAUUCUACGAGGUAAAUCUCAGAGCAGAUUAAAUGCAAGCAGCAUCCAGAGCUGCAUAGAGACUCAGGCUCCUCCAGUGAAGCAGACGACGUCCUUCCGGAUCAAGAACGCCAAAUGCCACCUGCACCCGAAGCAUAAGGGGAGGGCAGAGGACAACGGCAGACAGAUCGGGCCAGGUGGCCAGCCGUGCAACAACUGCCUGGUCACUUUCGUUAACCUGAAGUGCGAUUCUUCUAAGAAGGCCAAAGGUCGCCGGGCACGUAACCCGUCAAGCAAAGAGGUCACGCGCAUCACUCUGGAGCUGGAGGCUGAGGUCAAGCCAGGAGACGCCACUGGGAACUGUAACAUGAUGUGCCAAAGGCAGCGCAUGGAGCAGCAAAUGAAGUCUUACAUUAAAGCCCUGAAAAAAUCCAUUAACCAGGAGCGCUUCCUCAUCCGCGUGGCUGGGUUGGAGUACGAGGUAGCACAGAAGGUCCCACAAGCUGGACUGAGGCAGGAGAACUGUGGACCGGGCAGAGAAAAAGACAGCGGCCGCUGUGUCAGAUGUUUGCCUGGGUCAUACUACCAUGGGGAGCAGGAACGCUGCGUCCAGUGCCCGCCUGGAACAUUUCAGGAACGUGAAGGUCAGCUGGCCUGUGACCUUUGUCCUGGAGGAGACCGCCAUGGCCCGGCAGGAGCCCGCAACAUCACCUCAUGCGCAGGUCAAUGUCCGCCUGGUUAUUUCUCCAGCGAUGGCUUCAAGCCCUGUCAGCCGUGCCCUGUGGGAACGUACCAGCCCGACCCAGGACGAACACUCUGUUUCCCCUGUGGAGGUGGGCUCGGGACCAAAAGAGAGGGCGCCAGCUCCUUUAAUGACUGCGAGGUCAAAGUGCUGUGUUCUCCAGGUCACUAUUAUAACACCUCAGUCCACCGUUGCAUCCGCUGUCCUCAUGGAACCUACCAGGCCGAGUUCAGACAGAACUACUGCAUUUCCUGUCCCGGAAACACCACCACAGACUUCGACGGAGCCAUCAGUGUGUCUCAAUGCAAGAAUCGGGAAUGUGGGGGUGAAAUAGGAGAGUUCAUCGGGUACAUCGAGUCCCCAAACUAUCCAGGAAACUACCCAGCCAACGUGGAGUGUAUCUGGACGAUCAACCCUCCACACAAACGCAAGAUUCUGAUCGUGGUUCCGGAGAUCUUCCUGCCGUCUGAGGAUGAGUGUGGAGAUGUCCUAGUAAUGAGGAAGAACGGGUCAGCGACCUCAAUCACCACUUACGAAACAUGUCAGACGUAUGAGAGACCGAUCGCAUUUACAGCACGAUCGCGCCGCCUCUGGAUCAACUUUAAGUCCAACGACGUCAACAGUGCUCGCGGAUUCCAGAUCCCAUACGUCACUUACGAUGAAGACUAUGAGCAACUGGUUGAAGACAUCGUAAGAGAUGGAAGACUGUAUGCCUCUGAAAACCAUCAAGAAAUACUUAAGGAUAAAAAAUUGAUUAAAACCCUGUUCGACGUGCUGGCUCACCCAAACAAUUACUACAAGUACUCAACCCGGGACUCCACGGAGAUGCUCCCGCGUUCCUUCAUACGCCUCAUCCACAGCAAAGUCUCCGCCUUCCUGCGUCCGUACAAAUAGUCCCCGAAAGCGCCAUCUUCCUCCACGCACCUCCAGUCACCUGGCCUCGAGUCAACGGGAUCCUACACACACACACACACACACACACGCUCACACACAUUUUCAACGGCACACGCGCAACCACGCUAUGCAGACGUUUCACUUUACCGUUUUCUUUUCUUUUUCUUGUCAGUCAUCUCCGCGGGGGAGAAACAAAAAAACAAAAAAAAGCUUCCGUGUCGUCUAACGUGUAACGCAGUCGUGUCGAGCCAAACCGAAGUGUUUCCUUUCUCUACGUGUCGAUCGCCGUUCUGUGCUGUGUCGAUGUUUUUUUUUCGGUUCGGUGGUUUGCACGCUCGGCCCCGAGGACGUCCUGCAGACGGAUCUUCGGGUGGUUCCCACGCCCCCCGUUAAGAGCGACGUGAGAGAGUUUAAAACACGCCUGAUUGUGUUGUACGGACUAAAGAAAGUCGUAGCAUGUCAAAGAAAAGAAAAGCUAUUUGUCGAACUGGAGCUAGCUGUGAUCGUGCUUUUUAAAAAUAGGCUUUUUCCCAAGUUCCAGCACUCGUAAACUCGUAGUUCUCAAAAUAAAUGUACGAUCUUUUGUAUAUCUGUACUUUUAGCGUGCUCUUGGUAAGAUCUACUUCAUAUCAAGCAUUUCACAACGUUAAAGCAUUAUAUCUGAGCUCCUAGAGCGUACAUAUAAUCUCUAAAGGUCAUGCUGUUAAAACAGUAAUGUUUUAUUAAGGUCUGCCUGUUCGGAUUGUAUUAUUGCAUAUUCGUCUGUUUCCUAAUAUUCGAGUUAAUUUAACAGAAGAGGCAUAAGAGAGAUGUAGGUUAUUUGAAAGGCUCGCGUGACGAAAAGGUCACUCGGUAUUGUAAAAACACUCAGUUCUGUGAAGGUUUUUCCGCAGGACGUGCGAUUGCUGCUUCUUCAGAAACGUCACUUUAAGCCUUCGUUUUCUGCCUGAUGCGAACCAAGUCAUUUCCUACAGAGAAGAGCAGUCGAGGGGCCCCCCGGCUCUUUCACAGGCUGGAAGUAAUGUUUUCAUGACGCAGACGCGAAUCACUGAUAAACAGCAAACCACAGGUUGACGCGGAUGGACUCGAGUAAAUUUCAGGUCGAAGCGGCAGUGUUUCGAAUUCGUUUUGCACAUUACGUAGGACCCAAAGAGAGGCGGCGUUGGGGUUACAGAGGUUGGGUUUCACCGGACCGUGGUGAGAAGUGCCUGAAAUGCAAAGGAUAAACCUGUGGAUGUCGUCUUUUUAUGAGUGUUUCUUGUAUUGCUUGUGAACCCGUUAGCGUUCCUCACGAAUGUGUUCAUAGGUAAAGCCCUUCACGUAAAGUGAGAAAAGAAACCAGAAGGUCAAACCAUACCCGGCUUUGAUACGUAAACAGAAAAGGACUGGUCAAAAUGGUAGUUUGCUGUUCUCUUUUCUUUCUUUUUUUUGUAUAUUGUAAAUAUGAAAUAAACGUAGACUAAUUGGAGUCUGAGAGAUAAGUCCGAACGCAAGUCGUUGUAUUUACCGUUAUCUUCCGGUCCAAGGCUGACGCAAAAGAGGGUCAAUUCAAACGUUAAACUUCAUUGCCAGAUACGUACUCCAUGCAAGUAUGCAAACGCUCGGCCAAUGUGCUGCAAGCACACGGUUGUAUAUAAACGUGUUGCAUUCGUCUUCGGGACUUAAAGGAGGGGGGUAGUUACUUUUGAAAUUCAAUCAGAAAGCUACCUACGUUCAGGUAGUUCGCCUGAAAGUUCACGUUAACGCAAUUCUCAGAAUGCAAGACGACAGCAGCUCUUUAAAAUCAAGCUAAAUAUUUUUUGCAUUUACAUACUUGCGUAGAAGGUUUUCGGGAUUAUUUCUGUGCUGGAAAAAUAAUUUUUGCGGUAUCGACUUUGCUUUCCCCAUGGAGCCGAAUUCAUUUAACCGUAACGUUUUAACUAACGUUUAAUCCAUUUACAGACACACAUGGUUGGCCCACCUCAUUUUUUAUUUUAUUUUAUUUUUUUGGUUACGGACCGAAAAUGUUAACCCUUAAAGACUAUAUCGUAAAAAAUCCAGAACUAAAGAGAAUGGGAUGCGUGUGAUAUUCGCAAGGUUUAUUUUAUGAAGCAGUUAUUGACUUUUUAGGCAUUUUGUACAUUUGUCAGCUAUUACAUGGGUCGCUAAUAUAAUUGUUUAAAUGUAUAAAUAUGAUAGUAUAGAAAUAAAAAGAAAAAGGAAGAAAAAAAAAUUAAUAAAAGCUUGGAUUAACCCAAGAAGAAGUCAAAUGUCAAUGUUGCCCCAAUCGCAGAAACCAAAAUCACCGCCUACUACUAAACACGUCGCGUGUUGCAGCACUGCAAGCUGGAUAUUUCCGUGAAUAAAAGGGAUGGGUCAUAUGUGAAAUAGCCACAAUUGCCAUGAAAUGAAAAGUUUGUGGCAAAGUAGUCAAUGUUGUGUUGAAUGUUCACUAAAAGGAAUGCAGAGUAUUAGCUACUCUAACUAGUCAGUGUCAUCGGCGGUCUGUGACUGUCGCUUUAUUUUUUUAAUUUCCCCUUUGUCUUUGCUCUACCAGACCCAUAUCAAGCCAUGUUAAAUGUUUUGAUCGAUCCAUGUUGCUGGUUUGUUUUUUUUUGCCUUUUUUAUUAUUAUUUUCCCCAUUUUUCCAAGUGUCUUUGUUAGAGAGAACAUUACUUUGCCACAAUGUUUCAUGGAAUGGGAAAUGGUAUUUGCACUUGAAAUUUGUUUAUGCUCAUGUAAAAAAAAAAAAAUGUCUGGAUUUUGUAUUGUCUUUUUAAAUGAAAGAAAUUGGUGUUCUUAAA
This is a messenger RNA of Puntigrus tetrazona (Sumatra barb), 6243 nucleotides long. RefSeq names its product signal peptide, CUB domain, EGF-like 3 (gene scube3). Gene Ontology annotation, biological process: signal transduction. Bases 551 to 3460 code for a protein of 969 amino acids. NCBI's taxonomy places the organism in Eukaryota, Metazoa, Chordata, Actinopteri, Cypriniformes, Cyprinidae. The record is from RefSeq and is a predicted model, not a curated record. Gene Ontology annotation, molecular function: calcium ion binding. The transcript is spliced from 23 exons. Gene Ontology annotation, cellular component: cell surface.